GCGAGAGGGACACCUCCUGAAAACGGGGCUUGCAAAAACUCAGCUUGUGCAAGGAACUGACAUGUUAUCAGAACUUUCCAAACAGCUUUGAAACGGGUGUUUACACAACUCAGGUUACCAGGGCAGAUCUCAUCUUUGUUUGCAAAUAUUGGACUGGAGCAUCCCCCCCCCCCCCGAAACAACGCUUUUUCAAAGAGAGCUACAAAUUAGGCGCGGGGAUGGGCGCGGUCUUUCAGAACUGUUUUGUGUGUUUUGGCAGGUAGCGAGGAGCACGGGUAUCUUGACAUGAAACAACCACAGACGACAGGUACGCAUGCGGUCCAAUGAAGUGGUAGAGCCCCGGACUAAGGAGUUGGUCAGCAUUUGUUAGACGCCCCCCUCGGUAUGUAAACAAAAAGUCCCUUAACGUAGAAAAUUAGCACCACGGAGAGAAAGUAUUUAUCCCAGCCGCUAUGCGGGUUUUCCGCACGGAGGUCAUGUUGCUAAUGAAUCACCAUUAAAAAAAACCCAAAACGAUUUCCCUCGGCGGUACUACAGGAUCUCAGGACUGUAUCAUCUGGUUCUGUUCCACGCGUGGCUGCAGCCCAGGCUCCGUCCGGGGUGUGUUAAGCCUGGGACGGCGGCGCUCGUGAUUUGCCUUCAGCAGGGAAGGCGACCGGCAGCAACACACAGGAGCUGGUUCCUCCCUUAGAGCUGGUUUCUGCGAGGAAGGUGGGGGGAAAAUGCGGAAGUUUCUACCCCGAAUGGCCAGACCAGCCUCGCUGCUUUGGGCAGGAUUGCACGAAUAACCUCCAACCUUAGUGGAAACCCACCCACAUCGCCCCCCGCCGGAUCUGCCACCCGAUGCGCACGCAUGGCCACUUUGCCCAGCUCGGACCGGAGGGCUUUUGCGCUGAAACUCAACAGGCAUUCUUCUGCAGAAAUAAGAAGGCAGUUUGUGAAUCCAACUGGACAGUUCCCUCAAAGAAGUAUCAGUACCCCUGGCUUCUCUUCUAGUUCUCUACCUCAGUUCUAUGAUGCAGUAGAUCCAGUGGAUUUUGAAGGUUUCCUAAUGAUGCAGCUGAAUAAUUUAGAUUUGGAUCUCUUGCAAGAAAUUGGCGAUUUUCCAGAAGAUGAUUUGGAUGUGGCCUUUGUUCCUAAGGAACACAGAACCUUACAACCAUCAUUGCCUGAGGAAGGUGCUGAGUUGGAUCCACAUGUCCGGGAUUGUGUACAGAUCUAUAUCCGUGACUGGCUGGUUGUGAAUCGAAAAAACCAAGGAAAUAACAAGACAUUCACCUUAAAGAAAAAAGGAUCCAGAAGAGACUUCCAUAAGAGUCUUCAAAAGCAAACAUUUGAAUCAGACAUUUCGGAUUAUAAUUGUCAGGCAGCUCCCACAUGUUUAAGGAUCCUCUGUGAUGAAUCUGGUAGAACCACACUGACUUCUGGAGACUUUGACUUGCGCAGCUUGCAGCCUGAUCCUCGUCUGGUAAAUCUGCUAAAGCAUGUUAACGCGGAAGACUUUGAAAGGCAAAAUGAGGAGGCACGAAGAAGCAACAGACCGGCAGAGCUGUUGGCUCUGUACCCGAGUAUGGAUGAGGAGGAUGCUGUGGAAAUACGACCAGUGCCUGAAUGCCCCAAGGAACAUCUGGGCAAUAGGAUAUUGGUGAAAGUACAGACCCUGAAAUUUGAGAUAGAAAUAGAACCAUUAUUUGUAACCUUAGCCCUCUAUGAUAUAAAAGAAAGGAAAAAGAUCUCAGAAAAUUUUCAUUGUGACUUGAACUCUGAGCAAUUCAAAGGAUUCUUGCGAACACAUACACCUUGCAUUGACUCCUCUAGCCAGGCAAGGUCUUCUGUGUUUUCCAUAACGUAUCCCUCUCCAGAUAUCUACCUAGUUCUGAAGAUUGAAAAAGUCCUUCAACAAGGAGAAAUUGGAGACUGUGCAGAACCCUACAUGGUUCUAAAAGAAAGUGAAGGUGGAAAGAAUAAAGACAAAGUUGAGAAACUGAAGAUACAAGCUGAGUCCUUUUGUCAACGUUUGGGAAAAUACCGUAUGCCUUUUGCUUGGGUCCCAAUAAACUUAGCAAAUUUCUUCAAUAUUUCUACACUUGAAAGAGAUGUAGCAGAGUUAGACGUUUUAAAUGGCAGAGGUUCUGCUGGCGACCGAAGAUCAAUGACGAUGCAAACAAGGAGACUUUCUGAAAGAAGCCUUGGUUCAGAAAAUGCUCCUGCUACACCCACCUUCAAAAUUACAACUAUGACAAUCAACACAUUUUUUAAACAGGAAGGAGAUAGACUUAGUGAUGAAGACUUACUGAAGUUUCUAGCUGACUACAAGAGAUCUUCCUCCUUGCAGAGAAGAGUGAAGUCUAUACCAGGGUUACUUAAAUUGGAGAUCUCGCCUGUUCUGGAAGCUCUCCCUUGUUGUCUGAACACAGAGCUAUUACAAGUGAAACCAUUCCCUGAAAACCGCAGCCGUCCUCAUAAAGAGAUUCUGGAGUUUUCAGUUCGAGAAGUCUAUGUCCCCCAUACUGCAUAUAGAAAUCUUCUCUACGUGUACCCCCAGCGAUUGAAUUUUGCAAACCGUCUGGCCUCAGCACGCAACAUUACCAUUAAGAUACAAUUUAUGUGUGGAGAAGACCCUACUUGUGCAAUGCCUGUAAUCUUUGGAAAAUCAAGUGGCCCAGAAUUUGUUUCAGAGGUUUACACACCUGUUACAUACCAUAACAAGUCUCCUGACUUCUAUGAAGAAGUAAAGAUUAAGUUGCCAGCUAAACUCACAGAAAAACACCACUUGUUGUUCACAUUCUAUCAUAUUAGUUGUCAGCCCAAACAAGAAGCUUGUGUAGAAACUCUCCUGGGGUAUUCGUGGCUGCCAAUUCUGUUAAAUGACCGUCUCCAAACAGGUCAUUACUGUCUUCCUGUUGCCUUGGAUAAACUGCCUGCAAACUAUUCAAUGCACUCAGCAGAGAAAGUUCCUCCACAGUCUGCUCAAGUUAAGUGGGUCGAAGGACACAAAGGAGUGUUUACUGUUGAAGUGCAAGCUGUCUCAUCUGUUCACACACAGGACAAUCAUCUGGAGAAAUUCUUCACCCUUUGCCAUGCUCUAGAAAGCCAAGUUGCCUUCCCUAUUAGAGUGAUGAAUGAAAAGAUCACAGAAGCUACGCUGGAACAUGAGUUGAAACUCAGCAUUAUUUGCUUGAAUUCCUCUCGCCUUGAGCCACUGGUGUUGUUUUUACACUUGGUGCUGGAUAAGCUCUUCCAGCUGGCUGUGCAGCCCAUGGUUAUUGCAGGCCAGACAGCCAACUUCUCCCAAUUUGCUUUUGAAUCAGUGGUUGCAAUAGUGAAUAGCCUCCACAACAGCCAAGAUCUGAGCAAGGACCCUCAUGGGAGAAACUGCCUCUUAGCAUCAUAUGUUUACUAUGUCUUCCGCCUUCCAGAAGUUCAACGAGAUAUUGUCAAACUAGGUGGUGCAAGUAGUGCUAAUCUUCCUGAAUCUCGUUAUUAUACAUAUGGACGUACCUCAGCUGUCUCAGUGGGCUCCAGACUCUUGCAAAGCCGGGCAACUAGCUGUAGUAAUCCAGAUAUUGCUGGGAUCCAGUCUGCUACUGAUGAGGAAGUCAGAAACAUCAUGUCCUCAAAGGUUGCUGAUCGAUGCUACAGCCGGAUGUCAUAUUAUAGUGAACCCAGCAGUAAUAUAUCAAGCAGCUGCACAAGCCCGCGGCCAUCCACUAAAAAGCAUUUCCAUGAAGAGUUGGCACUUCAGAUGGUGGUGAGCACUGGCAUGGUGAGAGAAUCAGUCUUCAAGUAUGCUUGGUUCUUCUUUGAGCUGCUGAUCAAGAGCAUGGCUCAGCAUGUUCAUAACAUGGACAAACAGGAUAUUCCCCGCAGAAGUCGAUUUUCUGAUCGUUUCAAGGAUGAUAUCACCACUAUAGUUAAUGUGGUCACUUCAGAAGUUGCAGCACUUUUAGUCAAGCCACAAAAGGAAAAUGAGCAAGCAGAAAAAAUCAACAUUAGCUUAGCAUUUUUCUUGUAUGAUCUUCUUUCUCUAAUGGAUCGUGGAUUUGUGUUUAACCUCAUCAAACACUACUGCAAUCAAUUGUCAAAUAAACUCAAUAUUCUUCCAACACUGAUUGCCAUAAGGCUGGAGUUUUUGCAAAUUCUCUGCAGUCAUGAACAUUACCUCAAUUUGAAUCUCUUCUUCUUGCCAUCAGGAUCUGCUCCAGUAUCUCCCUCCCCUUCCCUGUCAUCUCAGAAUUCAAGCUCCUGCUCAAGUUUUCAGGAUCAAAAAAUUGCCAGCAUGUUUGACCUAACAGCAGAUUAUCGACAGCAGCACUUUCUAACUGGCCUUCUCUUCACCGAGUUGGCAGCUGCUCUGGAUACAGAAGCAGAAGGAAUAAGUAAGGUACAGCGGAAAGCUGUCAGUGCUAUCCACAGUCUACUGAAUUCUCAUGACUUGGACAAAUUCUGCAUGAAACCAGAAAUGAAAAGGAAAGUUGCUGCCCUUUACCUGCCUUUGACUGGGAUAAUUUUGGAUGCCCUUCCACAGUUACACGAUUUUACAGUUUCAGAUGGUCGUGGUGGGAAAGGACGCACUGGAACUCAAGAUGAAGAACAAGAGGGUUCAAACCCAAUUAACCAGAAUAUUGCCCUUGCUAUUGCUGGGAACCAAUUUAAUGUCCUACGGACCUCUAGCCCAUCUGUGUCCACUGUGCCAUACAAACAAUCCAACAUUUUAAGUCCAGAAACUACCCGCUGCCUGUUGAUCUGUUUUCUGUGGAUCAUGAAAAAUGCUGAUCAGAAUCUUAUCAAGAAGUGGAUCUUAGAUUUGCCAUCUGUGCAGCUCAACCGAAUUUUAGACCUUCUGUUCAUCUGCGUCUCAGCCUUUGAGUACAAGGGUAAGCAGAGUUCUGACAAAGUCAGUACUCAAGUCCUCCAGAAGUCAAGAGAUGUAAAAGCCCGUCUGGAAGAGGCUUUAUUGAGAGGAGAGGGAGCAAGGGGCGAAAUGAUGAGACGUUGCAGGAUGCCAGCUGGGAACGAUCGGUUCUCAGGGAUGAAUGAGAACUUACGAUGGAAGAGAGAGCAGACACACUGGCGGCAAGCAAAUGAGAGACUAGAUAAGACAAAAGCUGAGUUUGAUCAGGAGGCUCUACUCAGUGGUAACCUGGCUACGGAAGCUAAUCUGGUCAUCCUAGAUAUGCAAGAGAACAUCAUCCAGGCAAGUUCAUCUAUGGACUGCAGAGAUAACCUCUUGGGUGGCGUGCUGAAGGUCCUAGUCAAUUCUCUGAGCUGUGAUCAGAGCACAACAUUCUUGACUCAUUGUUUUGCUUCUCUCCGAACAUUAAUUGUCAAGUUUGGAGACUUGCUGUUUGAAGAGGAAGUGGAGCAGUGUGCUGAUGUCUGCCAGAGAGUUCUACAGCACUGCAGUAGUAGCAUAGACACCACUCGUAUUCAAGCUUGUGCCACCCUAUAUCUUCUCAUGAGAUAUAGUUUCAGCUCCACCAGCAAUUUCGCAAGAGUGAAAAUGCAAGUGACGAUGUCGCUGGCUUCUCUAGUUGGUAAAUCAUCAGAUUUCAAUGAGGAGUAUCUCAGAAAAUCUUUGCGAACCAUUUUGGCAUAUGCAGAGGAAGAUGCAGAGAUGCAGCCAACUUUGUUCCCUGUACAGGUGGAUGAACUACUGCGUAAUUUGAACAGCAUAUUGUCUGACACAGUGAAAAUGCGAGAGUUCCAGGAAGAUCCAGAGAUGCUCAUGGAUCUUAUGUACAGAAUUGCAAAAGGAUAUCAAACCUCGCCAGACUUAAGGUUGACCUGGCUCCAGAACAUGGCAGAAAAGCAUGCCAAGAAAAAGUGUUAUACAGAGGCUGCCAUGUGUCUAGUUCAUGCUGCCGCGCUAGUUGCAGAAUAUCUGAGCAUGCUGGAGGAUCACAGCUACUUGCCCGUAGGCAGCGUCAGCUUUCAGAAUAUUUCUUCCAAUGUGUUGGAGGAGUCUGCCAUUUCUGAUGAUGUUCUGUCUCCAGAUGAAGAUGGAGUAUGCUCUGGAAUGUAUUUCUCAGAGAAUGGUUUGGUGGGACUGCUAGAACAAGCUGCAGAGCUUUUUAGCACAGGAGGAUUGUGGGAAACUGUAAACGAAGUCUACAAGAUUGUCAUUCCCAUCUUAGAGGCACAUCGAGAUUUCAGGAAGCUUUCUUCCACUCACAAUAAACUUCAGAAAGCCUUUGAAAGCAUCAUUAAUAAGGGCCAGAAGAGAAUGUUUGGCACUUACUUCCGUGUUGGCUUUUAUGGAGCUAAAUUUGGAGAUUUAGAUGAACAGGAAUUUGUAUACAAAGAACCUGCCAUUACUAAACUUCCUGAGAUUUCUCACAGACUGGAGGGUUUUUAUGGUCAGUGCUUUGGGGAGGAUUGCGUCGUAGUGAUUAAAGACUCUACUCCUGUAGACAAGAAUAAACUAAAUCCUAAUAAGGCCUAUAUACAAAUUACCUUUGUGGAGCCCUACUUUGAUGAUUAUGAGAUGAAAGACAGAGUGACCCACUUUGAAAAAAACUUCCACCUCCGGCGAUUCAUGUAUACAACCCCUUUCACUCAGGAUGGACGCCCACGAGGAGAACUGAGUGAGCAGUACAAGAGAAAGACUGUUUUGACCACAAUGCAUGCUUUUCCUUACAUCAAAACAAGAAUCAAUGUUAUUCAAAAGGAAGAGUUUGUUUUGAUGCCAAUUGAAGUGGCUAUUGAAGACAUGCAAAAGAAAACACAGGAACUAGCUGUGGCCACCAGCCAGGUGCCUCCUGAUGCCAAAAUGCUCCAGAUGGUGCUUCAAGGUUCUGUUGGAACAACAGUAAAUCAGGGGCCACUAGAGGUAGCCCAAGUGUUCCUGGCUGAAAUUCCAGCAGAUCCAAAACUUUAUCGACAUCACAACAAGCUGAGGCUAUGCUUCAAAGAGUUCAUAAUGAGGUGUGGAGAAGCUGUGGAGAAAAACAAGCGCCUGAUUACUGCUGACCAACGGGAAUAUCAACUUGAACUGAAAAAAAAUUAUAAUAAGUUGAAAGAGAACCUCAGACCAAUGAUUGAGCGGAAAAUUCCAGAGCUGUAUAAACCCAUUGUGAAAGUGAAUAGUGUGACAAGGGGUUCUUUCCGUAAUUCUAGCUUUAGGAAAUAUGAAAAUCUGCCUCCGCAGAAUACAUAAGUCGCCCUAUAAGAGUCAACUAAACUGUUACAGUGGAUCCAGUGCAAAUUUUGUACCAGCAAGAAACUUCUCCCAGAAUUCCACAUUACUACAUCCUGUGCAAGACUCAAGAAAAAAGUGGGAAAUUUAUCUGAAAAUUUUUUUUUGGAUAUUUGCAUACAUCGACAAAAUACUUCCUAUAUGUGCAUGUUUGUUUAAUUUUGAAACCUCUGCUGUCAAACUUUGAUCAUAAACAUUUCCUGGAAGUAUUCCUGAAUUAUUCUGAAGAACUGUCUGCUCAAUCACGGAUUUGUAUGCUACAAGAGCACAUUCUCCAAGCCACAGAUAUAGAAGUUUAGUAGAUUUUAAAACAUUGAACAUGAUCCAGACAAAGUUCAGCAUUUCUGUGGGACAGUUAAGAACAUGUGUAAUUCUGGGCCUUUCCGCACAAGUAAUCUUAAAUGUUUGCAGAAUGUUUUUGAUCCCCUUUUUGCCAUAAUAUUUGUCUGCCCUCACCCCUUCGAAACAGUGUGGUACUCCACAGAGAAAAUGUUUCAUUUAGUGCCUGGAAACAUUUUAAAAGAUGUGUGUGGAAGGGGCCUCUAUCUUAAAUAAGAUAGCUUUAGUGCUUAGAGAGGAAUAAUCCUAUCUCUUGAGGAGAGCCAUUACAAUGAACCUGAUAAGAGCUUUUCUCAUGGAAGUUCAUGAAGACAUCCUCAAACACUGAGGAUUAGUUUACAUAAGGAUAGAAAAGCAGUGCAUAGUAUUUAUGCAGACCUGGCUAGAGAUAGGCAUCUGAGCAAAAAAUGGAGGCUACAACAACUGAGGCCUUCAAAUAUAAACCAGCGUUUUAUUAUUGAAGCUAUUACUUCUUCUUCGAGACUACAGGGAUUCAUUCUAGUUGAAAGUUUUUUUUAUUUUUAUUACUGUUUUAAGAUUGUGUUAUAUUGUCUGAACUUUUACUUCUUUGAAAUUAGGUUUACAUCCUGACAGCCUGACUUGCAUUUUUGGCAACUGAUUGGUUCUGUCUGAUUCUGUUGAAAGGCAAUCACAGUGGUAUUCAGUAGCCACACCUGUAAAUAUAGCAGUACAUGGCAAUGGGAAAUGUCCCUGCUCGGGGAGGGGGAGCUUAAAGGGCCAGUGGAAAUUUAAGCACUUGAUGGGUAGGAGUUUUUAUAUAUACAUAUGUACUAAAAGGAUUAAACUAAUGUUAGGGCAUUUUUAAAUGCUCAAUAAAAUGCUAUAUUAAUAGAAAAGA
Molecule: messenger RNA, 8396 nt
Organism: Sphaerodactylus townsendi
Lineage: Eukaryota; Metazoa; Chordata; Lepidosauria; Squamata; Sphaerodactylidae
Gene: DOCK8
Product: dedicator of cytokinesis 8
Exons: 48
Coding region: 854-7159 (2101 amino acids)
Biological process (GO): positive regulation of GTPase activity; small GTPase-mediated signal transduction; positive regulation of T cell migration
Cellular component (GO): cell leading edge
Molecular function (GO): guanyl-nucleotide exchange factor activity
Source: RefSeq, a predicted model, not a curated record